ACUACUACUUUGCACAAUAUAUAUAUAUAAUAUAAUUCCUGCUCUUCUCAUUCUCAACUCUCUCUCUCUCCCUUCCACACCUCCUCCAUUCCCUUAUUACUCGUCAUUCUUUCAUUCUCUCCCUUCAUUAAUUCAUUCCUCCCCCGGAAAGCUUCCUCGUCAUUCUGAUGCGAGGAGACGAUGAUCUGCUCUCCCCUCCCAUGAUCUCCUUCAAACUGCACCACCGUCGCCGCCUGUUGGAUCUGACAUUCUCUUAAAGGAUCUCCUGGAUAGAAACAAAGUUGGGUAAAUUAAAUCCAACGGAAUAAUUUUAUUUGUAGAGAUUAAGAUUUUGGAUUGGCGUCUAAAGAUUUCGUUUCGAGAUGAUGACUCCGAAGUCGUUCAAGGUCAGCCGAUCGAAUUUAUCAAUCAGUUCAGAUGCGACGGACUCUCAGAAGCCGCCGGUGCCUCCGACGGUGACAUUCGGGAGGAGAACAUCGUCGGGAAGGUACGUGAGCUACUCGAGAGACGACCUCGACAGCGAGAUCGGAAGCAGCGACUUCAUGAGCUACACGGUCCACAUCCCGCCGACGCCGGACAACCAGCCGAUGGACCCGUCCAUCUCGCAGAAGGUGGAGGAGCAGUACGUCUCCAACUCCCUCUUCACCGGCGGCUUCAACAGCGUCACCAGGGCCCACCUCAUGGACAAGGUCAUCGACUCCGAGGCCAGCCACCCGCAGAUGGCCGGCUCCAAGGGCUCCGGCUGCGCCGUCCCCGGCUGCGACGCCAAGGUCAUGAGCGACGAGCGCGGCGUCGACAUCCUCCCUUGCGAGUGCGACUUCAAGAUCUGCCGCGACUGCUACAUCGACGCCGUCAAGACCGGCGGCGGCAUCUGCCCCGGGUGCAAGGAGCCGUACAGGAACACCGAGCUGGAUGAGGUCGCCGUCGACGACGACAAUUCUCGCCCGCUCCCGCUUCCUCCGCCUGGCACCAUGUCCAAGAUGGAGCGCCGCCUCUCCCUCAUGAAAUCCACCAACAACAAGUCCGUGCUCAUGAGGAGCCAGACUGGGGAAUUUGAUCACAACCGCUGGCUCUUCGAGACCAGGGGAACUUACGGAUACGGAAACGCUAUUUGGCCCAGUGACAAGGAUGACGAUGUUCAUCAGCAGCCUAAAGACUUGAUGUCCAAACCUUGGAGGCCUCUCACCCGUAAAUUGAAGAUACCUGCUGCUGUUAUCAGCCCAUACAGACUUCUUGUCGUCAUUAGAAUCAUCGCCCUUGGUUUGUUUUUGCAAUGGAGGGUGGCCCAUCCCAACCAGGAUGCAGUCUGGCUGUGGGGGAUGUCAAUUGUCUGUGAGAUUUGGUUUGCUUUUUCUUGGCUACUUGACCAACUCCCCAAGCUCUGUCCAAUCAACCGAGCCACGGAUCUGAAUGUGUUGAAGGAGAAAUUUGAAACCCCUACCCUCAGCAACCCGACAGGAAAGUCGGAUCUUCCAGGGGUAGAUGUAUUUGUCUCCACUGCGGAUCCCGAGAAAGAACCCCCUCUCGUCACUUCAAAUACCAUCUUGUCGAUCUUGGCUGCCGACUACCCUGUUGAAAAGCUUGCAUGUUACGUUUCUGAUGAUGGUGGUGCACUUCUGACCUUUGAGGCCAUGGCUGAAGCUGCUAGUUUUGCCAACAUUUGGGUUCCCUUCUGCCGUAAGCAUGAAAUAGAGCCUAGGAAUCCAGAGUCCUACUUUAACCUGAAGAGGGAUCCCUACAAGAACAAAGUGAAAUCAGACUUUGUCAAGGACCGCAGAAGAGUUAAGCGGGAGUAUGACGAGUUCAAGGUCCGAAUCAAUGGUUUGCCUGAUUCCAUUCGUCGUCGUUCUGAUGCAUAUCACGCAAGGGAAGAAAUCAAAGCCUUGAAGCUUCAGAGGCAGAACAGGGAGGAUGAACCGGUUGACAGUGUCAAGAUUCCAAAGGCUACAUGGAUGGCUGAUGGUACUCACUGGCCUGGCACUUGGAUGACUCCUGGACCUGAGCACUCUAAAGGAGAUCAUGCUGGCAUUAUUCAGGUGAUGCUGAAACCUCCAAGCGACGAACCAUUACAUGGGGGUUCCGACGAAGCUAAGAUCAUUGACCUCACUGAAGUAGACAUUCGUCUGCCGCUUCUUGUUUAUGUUUCCCGGGAGAAGCGCCCUGGGUAUGAUCAUAACAAGAAGGCAGGAGCCAUGAAUGCUCUGGUUAGAGCUUCUGCCAUCAUGUCCAACGGCCCUUUCAUUCUCAACCUGGACUGCGACCAUUACAUAUACAACUCCGAGGCACUGAGGGAAGGCAUGUGCUUCAUGAUGGAUCGAGGUGGGGAUCGCCUCUGUUAUGUUCAGUUCCCCCAGAGGUUUGAAGGUAUCGACCCCUCUGACAGAUAUGCCAACCACAAUACUGUCUUCUUUGAUGUCAACAUGCGGGCUCUCGACGGACUUAUGGGACCUGUCUAUGUGGGGACCGGAUGCCUCUUCAGAAGGAUUGCUUUGUAUGGGUUCGACCCUCCUCGAUCAAAAGAGAACCAUCCAGGCUGCUGCAGCUGCUGUUUCUCCAGCCGUCGAAAGAAGCAUUCCUCAGUUGCACACACUCCGGAAGAGAAUAUGUCAUUGAGGAUGGGUGAUUACGACGAUGAAGAAAUGAACCUCUCGCUGCUGCCCAAGAAGUUUGGUAACUCAACCUUCCUCAUCGACUCAAUCCCAGUGGCGGAGUUUCAAGGACGCCCGCUUGCAGAUCACCCAGCUGUGAAGAAUGGACGCCCACCUGGCGCUCUGACCAUUGCCCGUGAUCUUCUCGAUGCAUCUACGGUUGCUGAGGCAAUCAGUGUGAUAUCCUGCUGGUACGAGGACAAAACGGAGUGGGGUCAGCGAACUGGUUGGAUUUAUGGGUCGGUCACUGAAGAUGUGGUGACAGGUUACAGGAUGCACAACAGAGGCUGGAAAUCUGUUUACUGUGUCACCAAGCGUGAUGCUUUCCGAGGCACGGCACCUAUUAAUCUCACGGACAGGCUCCACCAGGUGCUGAGGUGGGCCACCGGUUCAGUCGAGAUCUUCUUCUCCCGCAACAAUGCACUGCUCGCAAGCUCAAGGAUGAAAUUCCUCCAGAGAAUAGCGUACCUCAACGUCGGCAUAUACCCAUUCACGUCGGUGUUUCUGAUCGUCUACUGCUUCCUGCCAGCGCUCUCCCUGUUCUCGGGGCAGUUCAUCGUGCAGUCCCUGAACGUGACUUUCCUCGUGUACCUGCUCAUCAUUUCGGUGACGCUGUGCAUGCUGGCAGUGUUGGAGAUCAAGUGGUCCGGGAUAGAGCUGGAGGAGUGGUGGAGGAACGAGCAGUUCUGGCUGAUAGGUGGGACCAGCGCUCACCUGGCAGCGGUGCUCCAGGGUCUGCUGAAGGUGGUGGCCGGGAUUGAGAUCUCCUUCACUCUGACCUCAAAGUCGGGAGGGGAUGACGUGGACGAUGAGUUUGCGGAUCUGUACAUCGUGAAGUGGACGUCGCUGAUGAUACCGCCGAUUGUGAUCAUGAUGGUGAAUCUGAUUGCGAUUGCGGUGGGGGUGAGCAGGACGAUAUACAGCGUGAUUCCGCAGUGGAGCAGGCUGCUGGGAGGGGUGUUCUUCAGCUUCUGGGUGCUGGCUCAUCUCUAUCCAUUUGCCAAGGGGCUGAUGGGGAGGAGAGGGAGGACGCCGACGAUCGUGUUCGUGUGGUCGGGGCUGGUGGCUAUCACCAUAUCUUUGCUUUGGGUGGCCAUCAAUCCUCCAUCGAACACUAACCAAAUUGGGGGAUCCUUCCAGUUCCCCUGAUCACGAACUAGGUUUUCUUUCCUCGUCAGCUACUUCUGCUAGGCCCUCCUCUUUACUCAUACUCCUGCAACCUUUGGCUGCUUGAUUUUGACGUGAUUGUCAGCCGUUAUUCCUUCAUUAAAUUAUUUCUACUAUAUAUUGGUUCUCUUUUUCUUCAAUUUUUUUUUUUUUUUGUAACUGUGACCGAACAAACAGAAGUAUAUGUCUUUCUAUCCCUUUUGUAAUGGGAAGUUUGAUUUAGUGUUGAUCAAUCUUACAGCAGGUGAUUAGUGAAAGUUGGUUCUGCAAAC
This is a messenger RNA of Linum tenue, 4087 nucleotides long. The record is from the annotation of a GenBank genome assembly. Lineage: Eukaryota; Viridiplantae; Streptophyta; Magnoliopsida; Malpighiales; Linaceae.